ACGGAACAAUUCAGCCCCCCCCUCACCUCCGCUGUCGCUGUCGCAACGCCCUUUCCAUUGGUCUCCCUGCGAGAAGGCGGUCUCCUAUUCACCAUUCAAGCGGCGUCUGCCUAUCAUAUCGAACAGUCCAACGGGCAAGCAAGGAGUGAGGUGCUGAGUGAGCUGGGCAAUUCGGGCAUCUUCCGGUCUCUCUUUCAGUUCGUCAGGCGGUUUGAAGUUGUGGUCUUCGUAAGACAUGCCGAUACCGUGACAUCCAUCUCGGCAUUACAAAGAUUGAUAACACCACCACGGCCAACACACACACACACAUACACACAGCGCUCAGCAUUCUUUCAGUCCCAGUCAGCUCCCCAGAGUCUUCUCCCCACAAACACCAACCUUCCAGCCGGGCUGUACUUAUAAUAAGAAGAAGCUUGCACUCUUCCAACCCUUGCUUGUUUCUACACCGUAACAGCCCGAUUGAUUCCCUUGCAGACUGCCAAUAUUGGGUACCGCCUACGCACCGCUUCGUGUUGCGCACACCCAGGUUGGACGACAUGAUGGCUCCUCAUGCAUGGGCCACAGGCCCUCGAAAGAGAUCGCGGGAGGACGAUUAUGCAGACGCCGCAAUGGGAGGGGUAUCAGGCUUCUCUGAGCACCGAACUAAACGCCAACAAAUAUUGCCUGUUCGGACAUCACCCACUGCCAAAAGAUGGAUGUCCACACCGAGUUUUCCGCAAGAGGACCCACAGCCCGUCGUCUCGGGCUACCAGUACUAUGGGGCGCCGGACAUCUCAGAUCAUAAUGACCCUGCGGUCACAGAGCAGCACGUAUGGGCGGCCGAGCCGGAGCUACCGUCAAAUUACAGCCCGGACAGCAUGGACAUGGAAAUGAUGGACUGCGAACCGGAACCGAGACAUCCAGAACUGCAGCAACAGCACCAGCAGCAGCAGUACCUCCAACCAGGCAACUUUCAACCAGACCACUUGGCGCCUGAACCCAGCAUCAGUGAGCGUAUCCCGACGCCCAUUCAUUGCAGCUUCGCCGAGCAAGGCCGGGGUAAGCACUGGGGGGGAGCGGCGGGUAACAUCACCAUGGACCACCGGGGUUCAUAUGGGGUCCCUCCGCCUACACAGCAGCACCACGAGCCAUCCGUCUCGCUACUAGGCCACGAAAGCGUUCCUCGUUCUCUCGACGGCGCCGCAGCUACCGCACAGGUGAUGGAGGACUGGAGCAUGGUGCAGAACCGUCGACUCCCUUCUCCUAUUAGUGAGGUAGGAGGGGACAUGGAGGACAGUGGCAUGGGGGAAAGUCCGCGGAUGAUUCUCGAGUCGUACCACGCCGGCCAUCAACAUCACCAUGACCACGACCACUGCAACGACCAGCAAAACCAGUUCCCCCGCCAACGCCUCAGCAGCCUCGAUCAACUAACCCACAGCCAUCCACUCCUCUCCGCCAUGCCGUUACGCAACUCUUCUCUUAACAGCCAAAUGGGGCCCCGCGAGCCGACACCUAUUCCCCAGGGAGAAUACCAAAGCCACGGCCAUAGUCAUGGUCAUAGUCAUGGUAGUUUCGAUGGUGUCGAGAUAGACAUGGGAUCCCCACAGACAUCGCCCAAAACCACGUCACCCCCUAACAAAAGGGGCCAUCAGCGCUCUAAACACACGGUCAGCUCGUGGACAAUGGCCAACCAGCCGGGCAUGAAGAGGUCGUUCAGCAUAGGGUAUCGGGAUGACUGCGAGAAGUGCCGGUUGAAAGUCCCAGGACAUUUCAACCAUAUUAUCGUGUCGUAGGAUGGCGGUAGGCGAAUGAUCAGCUGAUCUUCUCUUCACAUCUUCAUUCAAUUCUUCUGGGUGGGAGAGGAGGAGAGCAGUGGGGGAGCUUCGUCGAAGCUUGGAGAAGAGUACCUUGUGGGGUGGCUCCGGAGGACCUGGGAUGAGAAAGGAGAGGAUUGAUAGGGUCGGAGACGGAGCUAUGUCUCCAGGGGGUCUCAGAAAUCGAGUGCCCUGAGUUUGGCUGCUCUACUACGACCAUAUCAGGACUUCGAACCGCCGUGGCAAUGCAACGGCAUUGCACCACGUCUUACCUGGUCCGGAGGAGUAUUAAGGACACAGCGUUGGGGGGGAAAAGAAGAAAAAAGCCAAACCCUAUUACAUAUAUCUCUUUUGCUUUCACUUGGUUGCCCUUCGGAGUUCGGGGCCUUUUAGGGGAAGGCGGGAGUCGUCAUUGACAUUUACAAACAUCACACGGUCGUUUAUAUACCAAGUUGAUUCCCACAACCGGGAUGAGACACAGCGCAUGGGGAAGAAAGCAGAGAUGAUUAUGAGAUGGUGACUGAUCAUAGUUACCCAAAUUUAAGUUUACUAGCUCGACUAAUUGCAUUACGCAGAUAACAAUGAUUGACGAAUAAUAUAAUAUGUGAAGUCUAC
This is a messenger RNA of Neurospora crassa OR74A, 2408 nucleotides long. RefSeq lists its product as hypothetical. The record is from RefSeq and is a predicted model, not a curated record. NCBI's taxonomy places the organism in Eukaryota, Fungi, Ascomycota, Sordariomycetes, Sordariales, Sordariaceae. Bases 537 to 1772 code for a protein of 411 amino acids. The transcript has 2 exons.